Messenger RNA from Suricata suricatta (meerkat), 495 nucleotides. RefSeq names its product interleukin-3-like. Gene Ontology annotation, molecular function: interleukin-3 receptor binding; growth factor activity. Lineage: Eukaryota; Metazoa; Chordata; Mammalia; Carnivora; Herpestidae. The coding region runs from base 1 to 495 and encodes 164 amino acids. Gene Ontology annotation, cellular component: extracellular region. The record is from RefSeq and is a predicted model, not a curated record. Gene Ontology annotation, biological process: immune response. The transcript has 5 exons.
AUGAGCAACCGCCCCAUCAUAUACCUGUUCCUGCUCCUGCUUGGAUUCCAAGCCCCUCAGGCACAGGGGCGGCAUUUUUUGACACACCAGCUGAAGGACUACUCUGAAAUGAUCUAUGAAAUUAUGGAGAUCUUAAACAAGUCACCCUUGUCUUCACAGGACCCCUUGGACCCAAAUGACACAGAGACCCUGAGGCAAAACACCCUUCUGAGGCCAAACCUGAAUGAAUUCUUAAAAGCUGCAGAAAAUUUCCCUGAAUAUGGACUGAAAAUCCAGCACAUUCUUAAGAAAUUCCUCCCACUCCUGCCCAUGUCCACACCCACGGAUGAGCCCCUGCUCAUCACCUCCUCUUUACUCCCUGGAGAAUGGGUCAGCUGCCGUCCACCUAUGCCAGCCCUGCUACCUCUGCCCUGGUGGAGAGGAGAGGGACCCUGUGACCUGUCCCGCCAUGUUUCUCCCACACCUUGUCCUCAGCAGGCCAGAGCUGAGGGUUGA